ACAUUACUUCGAUUCUGAUCACUUUGACUCAAACUCAACUAAAAACCCCUCGGUUUACUCUUUUUCGUUUUUUAUUUUUUAUAGUUUUUGGUUAUUUUUCUCUACUUAUCUUUUGUAUCUCUUCUUCUAAGUAUUUUCCUUCGGUUUCUUCAAGUAAUCCUAGUUUUAGGUUUUCCUUUUUCGUAGGUUUUUUAGGGUUUUGGAGGUUCUCUGGAUUCUGGAGUUUUUGCUUUUUGUAUCCAUGGAUUCUGAUCAAGGGAAGUUGUUUGUGGGAGGCAUAUCGUGGGAAACUAAUGAGAAUACCCUCAAAGAUCAUUUCAAGAAGUAUGGAGAUGUUGUGGAGUCUGUCAUCAUGAGAGACCGGAACACUGGGAAUGCGAGAGGGUUUGGUUUUGUACUGUUCUCGGAUCCAUCCGCAGCUGAUAAAGCCCUUCAAGACAAGCACGUCAUACUAGGAAGAACGGUAGAAGUGAAAAAAGCCGUACCAAGAGGUGAACAACAACAAAAUCAACAGCACCACCAACAACACCACCAUCCCCACCAACAGCAGAAUAAAGGGUCGGGUAAGAACGGUAAUAGUAAUGGUGGUGGUAACAACCAAUUUAGGACUAAGAAGAUUUUUGUAGGGGGUUUAUCCGCUAGCCUAACUGAGGAGGAAUUCAAGAGCUACUUUGAGAAGUUUGGUAGGAUCACCGAUGUGGUUGUCAUGUAUGACAGCACAACCCACCGGCCUAGGGGUUUCGGUUUCAUCACCUUUGACUCCGAGGAAUCUGUGGAGAGUGUGAUGCAGAAGAGCUUUCAUGAGUUGAACGAUAAGACUGUAGAGGUAAAGAGGGCAGUUCCUAAAGAUGGGAACACCAACAAUUGUAACAGCAACUAUCACGGCUACAACAUGAGAGUUGGUGGUGGAAGAGGGUCCCUCUUUGGUAGUUAUCAAUGUGGUGUUUACCCACCUUACAGUCCCAGAUAUGGGGUUUUCCCAGGCUAUGCGCCUGUCCCUCUCACUGGGUAUGGGGGUGCUGCCGGAUACCCUUAUGGAGCAGGCACAUAUGGAGGAGGAUAUCCUGUUGGAGGAUUUGGCGGAGUUGGUUAUGGGGCAGCCCCAAUUGGAGCCCCAAGGAGUCCCUGGAGUGGCCCAGCAAUGGUUGGUGCUAGACGGAGUCCUGUUCCUUAUGGCAGUGCUGCAAUCUAUCCUGGCUAUGUGAAUGGUGGAGUUGGUGGAGUCUUGGGUGUGGCGUCUGGCGGCUAUCGUGGGAUCAUGGGGCCCCAAGCUAAUGGGAAGUGGAAUCAGAGUGGUGGUGGCGAUUCACAGAUGCCUGCUGGUACAACAAGGCCUCGAAUCGAUGGUGCAAAGUUGGAUGAUGAUGCAUCAGCUUUCACCGGAAACUAUGGUGCUACUGCCAACAAGCAGAAUCAGAGAGGGCCUGAUGGACAACUUAGGCCUUAUGCUGUCACUAAUUCUAGUUGACUUUUUUCAUUGUAUUGCAUUAUCAUCUGAGGUCAGUAAAUUCUUAUACGAAUUUGGUUGGAGAUUUCUCUCACUUUAAGUCUCUGAAUGUUGCCUUGUUUAAAAGUCUUUGUCAUUGUGUGUCAUAAUCCAUUUCAGUAAUUUAUCAUUAUGGUAUGCAAUUUCUCGUGUAAUAUAUAGUUGUCUCUGAAUUCCAAAUACUGCCCGGUUCCUUAAAUUUCUAAUAAGAUCAUGAAGUGGCAAACUGGCAAUGGGGUGUUGGGUUGUCAGCGAGCUAAAUUGUUAAA
This is a messenger RNA of Nelumbo nucifera (sacred lotus), 1755 nucleotides long. Its product is annotated as RNA-binding protein 1-like. Gene Ontology annotation, biological process: regulation of translation. The record is from RefSeq and is a predicted model, not a curated record. Gene Ontology annotation, molecular function: mRNA binding. Lineage: Eukaryota; Viridiplantae; Streptophyta; Magnoliopsida; Proteales; Nelumbonaceae.